Messenger RNA from Perkinsus marinus ATCC 50983, 1077 nucleotides. RefSeq lists its product as hypothetical. Lineage: Eukaryota; Perkinsozoa; Perkinsida; Perkinsidae. The transcript is spliced from 9 exons. The record is from RefSeq and is a predicted model, not a curated record. Bases 1 to 1077 code for a protein of 358 amino acids. Gene Ontology annotation, molecular function: RNA binding.
AUGACUGGCAUUUCUCUGUGGGUCGCCGGAGAGAAUCCGCCGGGCUCGGGUGGUCUCAAACGCGCAAUGACUGAUAGUCAAUUGCUCCGGACUGAAGUGGUAGAUGGCGAACGAAGGACAGAGGGAAUAAGACCAUUGGACGUAGCGAUCGCGUUUGGAUCCGAAAUGGGUGUUCAGGAGCUUCGAGGUAUCACCAUAGACUUGGACGAGAGCUCUGCUCGCGAGAUGUGCUUGGGAGUGUGCCCGGAUGGUGACUGUUUCUCUGGGACCCCUCUGUUGAACGUGGAGCAAAGCUACUGCAAGAUUCUCAUUACUCACAAGCAGGCUGGAGCCAUUAUUGGAAAGAACGGCGCGGAGAUCGCUGCUUUGGAAAAGUCCGCCCAGAUCACUGCUAAGGUGUCUCCUGCGACGAACUUCUUCCCGGGAACCACUGAUCGAAUCAUGGUUAUGAGUGGCAAGCCUACGAAUAUCCGCACUAACAAUCUGGUGAAAGAGGCCCGUAGGAGAGCUGUUGAUCUUGAGAGGGAGCUCGGUCCGUCUAUUCUUGGCCUGGGCCCUCGACCGGAGUACAACCUCAUCGUUCAAGCUAUGAAUGCCGGAAUGGCUGCUGCUUCCGUCGCCUCUUUCGAGGCUGUCUUGGCUUCCACUAAAACUGCGUCCGCAAGCGCUACUAUGGACCUGUAUAAGCGUCUGCUUGCCGAGGAACGCAUCGCUGCUGAGCAAGAGUUCAUCCAGUCUGGAGACGUGCCUCCGGCUCCUCCGCCUUCGCUGACUCCUUCGGUCGAGAUGAUGAUGGGCACUGACACCGCCGUCGCUGUCACCAUGGCUGUCCCCGGUGUGACCUCGGCUAAUGUUGGUGGAUCGUCUUCUUCCUCGAGCCUGAACUACCACAGUGGCAAUACUAGCCCUGACUACCUAACCAACGUUCACCACGCUAAUGGAAGAGUUGGACGUGGGGAGGGGGGCGAGACAGGAGGUUCCACUUGCAGUUAUCCAUUUUAUAUGCCGUCCCCUGUUCUAGAAAGCGAGGAGGAAGAAGACGAAGAAUGUGACGUGAACAAAUACAACAAUGACUAA